Messenger RNA from Dromiciops gliroides (monito del monte), 1866 nucleotides. RefSeq names its product solute carrier family 50 member 1 (gene SLC50A1). The transcript has 6 exons. Bases 227 to 796 code for a protein of 189 amino acids. Gene Ontology annotation, biological process: carbohydrate transport. NCBI's taxonomy places the organism in Eukaryota, Metazoa, Chordata, Mammalia, Microbiotheria, Microbiotheriidae. The record is from RefSeq and is a predicted model, not a curated record. Gene Ontology annotation, molecular function: sugar transmembrane transporter activity. Gene Ontology annotation, cellular component: membrane.
UCCGGGGACCUGGGAUUCUGGCCUGAGAAUUCAGGCCUCCGGCGGGGGCCGAGAUGGAGGCUGCAGGCGCUCCAGACACUCUCCUUUCCGGGGCUUGCGUGCUUUUCACCCUCUGCAUGUUUUCUACCGGCCUGUGAGAACCGAACUGGGGCUGGGGGCUGGAGCCUAGAAGGCCCCGAGGGGGAAGUGAAGCCUGGGAUGAGGCCCCAGCUCGGACCUCCGGCACAUGCAGACCACCCGGAGUGUGAACAAUAUCCAGUUCCUGCCCUUUCUCACCACGGAUGUCAACAACCUAAGCUGGCUGAGUUACGGGCUACUCAAGGGAGACAAGACGCUCAUCGCAGUGAACGCAGUAGGAGCCUUGCUUCAGACCCUCUACAUUCUGACAUAUCUUCGCUACUGUCCGCGAAAGCGUACUGUCCUCCUCCAAACUGCUGCCCUGUUGGGUCUUCUUCUCCUGGGCUAUAGCUACUUCCAGCUCCUGGUGCCUGAUUGGACAUCCCGGCUGAGGCAGCUGGGCCUCUUCUGCAGCAUCUUCACCAUCAGCAUGUACCUCUCACCCUUGGCUGACUUGGUCAAGAUCAUUCAGACCAAGUCCACUCAAUGCCUGUCCUUCUCCCUCACUGUGGCUACCCUCCUUGCCUCCGCCUCCUGGACUCUCUAUGGUUUCCGCCUCAGAGACCUCUACAUUAUGGUGCCCAACAUACCAGGUAUUCUCACUAGCUUGAUACGCCUGGGGCUUUUCUGGCAAUACCCCCAGGUUCAAGAAAAGAGCUACGGCCUUCUCCAGACCUGAGAAUGGUGGAGGGUAUAGCAUACCUUUCCUUUCACCUGUCACGUUGGUGCCAACCUGUUGCCAAAGACUCUCCCACCCAAUCUUUUCAGCUAUGCCUCCUUGCUCAACCUCCUUAGACAAGAUGAGGUGGAGUGGAAGAGGAAGGGACUUCUUGGAAUGCAGAGGGUCCAAAAUUAGGGCUUUUUAUUUGGGAUUUUCAUUUUUAUUUUUUAGAGAGAUUAUUUUUUUAAUGUGGGGUUGGGGUAGUAUUGAGUUCCAUUCUGUGCCUUAUAAUAAACUAUCACAUACAUAUAUCUUUCCUCUGCACUCCUCAGUCUGUUCUUUGCAGUUCCACCAAAUUGGGUUGGGAAAUAAAGAAUUUAUCUGUUGUCUAGAAAAGGGGAUGAUGGGUGAAGAUAUCAGAAUGGAGUGUUAGGAGAAGGUUUAAGAAAGUGAGAGGCACAGAGGAAGAAGGCAGACACUAGAGUAGUUAACAUAUAAAACUAGACUUUGGGACAACCUCUAAUAAGGAGACAUCUGAAGGGGAAAGGGACACUGCAGGGGGUGAUUUAAGUCCCAUCCUGGAAAAUAAUGAAAGGAGGAGAAUCUUAUUCAACUCUUGGUCUAUAUUAUGAGGCUUUCUGGUGGUUGAUAGAAUGGUCAGGAAGGUCCAUGACUUAACAAAUUAUGCCUCCAAGCUGCAAAGACUCUUCCCUUUGGUAUAGAUAGCAGCCCAUGCGUUACUGCUCAAUGUUCUGCAAAAGGCAUCCGAGGCCUAUUUCUAGGUCUUUUAGCUUUUAAUGGGUACAACACAGGCUGCUCAUCAUUUAUGAAAUAAGGACUCAAUUACAUGGCCUUUGAAGUCCUUUCUAGCUACAUCUAAUGGCACAGGGAAAGGUUUGUGAACUUGGAUGGGGGGGGAAAUGACAUUUUAAUUUCCAGUCCCCUUUGGUUUCCCUUUGUAAUCUUAUGUAUUUUACUAUAUGUAUUUAGAAAUUUUUUUUCUAAGGAGCCCAUAGGCUUCACCAGACUGCCAAGCGGAUCUAUGAUUCAGAAUUAAGAUUAAGGGCCCCUAGGAGGCAGGUAGGUGG